UAUCUUCAUUAACACAACAUCUCAUUCCUUCUAACUUCUAUAUCCAUCUUCUCUUCAUUCUUUCUAGCUAGCUCGUCAUUUUCUUGCAAUAUAUAUAUCAAAAAAUUAAACAAUUCAUUACAAUUUCUUGAUCUUAAAAUUUAAAGAUUAUGGAAACCAAAAAGCCUACAAGCAAGCAAAACAAAUUUAGCAAGUUCAUCAAAGUUCCAUUAAAGAUCUUGAUAAAAGCAAGGGAUUUCUACGUCAAGAGCAUGACGGAAUACUCCGAUCGCAUCGGUUACGGCUCGGUCAUGGGUUGCCCUACCGGCCAUGUACUCAACACCUUGCCUAAGAGUUAUAGUGUCAACUCGUCGAGAUCAAGCACCCGCGACGAUGAUUACCGGGAGCUUUUAAGGGUCGCUUCCGUCAAAGGAUUAAGGAGUACUACAAAUAAUUUUGAUGAAUUUCAAAGGCAACAAUCAAGAAAAUCUCCAAUUAGGGCAAAUUUAGUUAGUACUAAUGGAAUUUAUAAUUUGCCUAGGAGUUAUAGUGUUGGGAUUGGAAGAAUUGAUGAAGACAGAGAAUGUGAUAGUUUUGAAGAAGAAAUCAAGGUUAAACCUAAUGUUUUUUCAAGAAGCAAAAGCUAUGCUGUGUCUAAAACUAAAAGAACAAGUAUUGGAGCAUACUAAAUUUGAGUAAUUAAUCAAGAAAAGAUUAAGAAAAAGGCAAGUUUAAUUUCUUGAUUAA
Messenger RNA from Mercurialis annua (annual mercury), 726 nucleotides. RefSeq lists its product as uncharacterized. The transcript has a single exon. The record is from RefSeq and is a predicted model, not a curated record. NCBI's taxonomy places the organism in Eukaryota, Viridiplantae, Streptophyta, Magnoliopsida, Malpighiales, Euphorbiaceae. The coding region runs from base 150 to 668 and encodes 172 amino acids.